Messenger RNA from Alligator sinensis (Chinese alligator), 5593 nucleotides. RefSeq names its product cytochrome b561. Gene Ontology annotation, molecular function: oxidoreductase activity. Gene Ontology annotation, cellular component: lysosomal membrane. The record is from RefSeq and is a predicted model, not a curated record. Lineage: Eukaryota; Metazoa; Chordata; Crocodylia; Alligatoridae. The coding region runs from base 1368 to 2129 and encodes 253 amino acids. The transcript has 6 exons.
ACAUGGGGGUUGUGUUCACAAGGGUGAGUGUACUAACUAUAGUGGGCCACUUUCCUUUCCUUUUUCAUGUCCCUGUGACAAGGCCUUUAACAGAAUUUGCAGAUUCACUGGACUCUGACAGGCUGCACCGUGAAUGCUUCUGCUAUGGCCUCGAACAUGCCACCUCUUGCCUGUCAAAUCAGCCACUGAUGCUAUUGGGAGUGGGGCUUGGCUAGACAGACACUAUUGACAGAUGAGGGAGUUGAUGGGUCUCCGAGGUGUGACUGUACCUGGAGCACUGCUCAGGACUCUCUACAUAAAACUACCAUCAGAUAGGUUCACAAUAGCAACAGAACUGACCAGAGACCUGGAGCAUUUGAUUUAUAAGAAAGUCUUGAGGGCUAGGUUAGUUGACAACUCAGAACCCACAGAAAGCCUUCUGGGGAGCGAGUUGGGUCCAUCUCCAGUUCAGUUACCAGGUUUGCAGAAGUACUCGGGUCCCACCAGGCCACUUACAGUCAGACUGUCACGAGAGCGCAGCAUCUAUCAUGAAAGGAUAUUUCACGUAUUUAACCUAGUAAAACACUGACCUGUAGGACUGCUAGAUGGAUGUUGUAUAACUUGGUUAGUAAUGAUUGAAGGGCAGCUCUUAUAGCCUGUAUUUACACAGUGUUAAGGUCCACGAAGGGAGAGAAUCACUCUGCAGGGUUAACUAGAGGUAAUGGGAUGAAAUAAAGAACCCUCCUAAGAGUGAGCAAAGGGUGAAAUUAGGGAUAUUUCCUGCUCUAAAUGUCUCUAAUUUAGAGAAAUUUUCAAAUUUUCUGUUCUAAAUGCUGAAUGUUGUUUUUUAAAAAAAAUAUAAAAGGGCUGUUGUUGUUUUUAUGACAGAUGCUUUGUGCCAGGCAGUUUAUUUCAGGUCCUCAGUAGGACAUAUGUAUCUCACUAAUUCCCUGUGUCUGGGGAGGUAUUAUCUCAGUAGCUAGAUUACUUGGGGUAGGAUGGGAAUGAUUUCCUGUGCUCUGCCUCUGCUGCCCAUGGGGAAAGUAGACCUUUGCCAGCGAUGACUGCGUUUCUAUUCGGUAGUGUUGCAAGGCAACCAGCUUGUGAAAUGGAAUGGGUUAACUGGCUAGGGAUGCAUUUUUCCCAGCAUGCAGAGCUGCCUUAAUAGGGAAUCUUGCUGCAGGUGUUAUUAAUUUGGGGAAGGAGGAUUCUCAGGAGAUGAUUAACCUAGCCUGGAUCAUCAUCACACACUGGGCAAUCAGCUUUUGCUAGGCUGGUGACAGUGAAUUGCAGGCAGUGGGGUUGUUGCUGUUGCUGUUGCUAGAGACAGACACUUCCAGGAGUCCAUCCUGUGAUCCUGUUGCUGAGCGUCAUCUGCCUUGCCUGAUAUGGAAGACAGCCUUGCAAGGCCUCCGAGCCCAGCAGGGCUCUCCUGCUAUGUGGCGAUCUCCCAGUUCUUGGGACUGACAGUGAUUGCCAUGACUGGAGCCUGGAUGGGCCAGUUCCGGGGGGGCAUCGCUUGGGAAAGCUUGCUAGAGUUCAACGUCCACCCACUCUGCAUGAUCAUUGGAAUGGUCUUCCUCCAAGGGGAUGCUCUCCUGGUUUACCGGGUCUUCAGGAACGAAAGCAAGCGCUCCACCAAAAUCCUCCAUGGACUCCUUCAUGUCCUUGCACUGGUCAUCGCCCUUGUGGGCCUGAUAGCCGUGUUUGACUACCACAGGAAGAAUAACUUUGCAGACAUGUACAGCCUGCACAGCUGGUGUGGCAUAUCAGCCUUCAGCCUCUACUUUAUCCAGUGGCUCAUGGGCUUCAGCUUCUUCCUGUUUCCUGGAGCAUCCUUCUCACUUCGCAACAAGUACAAAUCGCACCAUGUCUUCUUUGGCAUCUUCCUCCUUAUCCUCUCCAUUGCCACAUGCCUGCUGGGUAUCAAGGAGCUGCUCCUCUUCAGUAUUAAGACCACCUACAGCUCCUUUGUGCCUGAAGGGAUCCUAGCCAAUGUUCUGGGCCUGCUGCUGAUCACCUUCGGGCUGCUGAUCGGGUACAUCCUGACGCGGGAUGAGUGGAAGAGACCUCCACUGGCUGAGGAACUGGCACUGUCCAUGGAUUUUAAAAAUCUCACUGAGGGGGAGAGUCCCAGUGGCAGCCAGUGAUGCCCUUGCAUGGGGGAGGGCGAGGGUUUGGUGUUCUUAUCAUCCAUAGUCCUUGCUCUCAGCCCUGUGCAUGUGUGCUGUGUAACUAGAGCUCCACUGCUGUCUUGCGGAUUCUACAUCCCUGGUGUAUUGGUGUCCGCCUCACUCCCCUGCCACCCAGUGAUCAUCAAGUGCAGCUGGCAUGAGAGGGGAGGGCUUUAAUUCCUCAUGUGCAGGGGAGCCGUGUGCCAGUGCAGCUGCUCUCCAAGCCCACACUGUAGUCCUGUGCGUUGUGCUCCUGUGAGACAUGCAGGUUGCUCUUUGUUCCCCACUGAGCCAGGGUGCCAGUCAGGGCCUCUUCCCUGCCUCCUACCCAAAGCACUGAGGUCUGGCUUUGCUCAAGGGCUGCUUUCUUUAUGCUGCAGCCUUUAAUACCAGCCGAGCUCCUCUAGGUAUUUGGUUCCUUCUCCAAACCUCUUGAGGCUGGCAAUUUUGCCCCUCUUGCACUAGGAUUGCAGAGCUCUUACUUCCCAGCCUGGCAGGCCAGGCCAGGGGCACAGAGAAAGAACCUGUAGGUAAAUGUCUAAACCAAAUUCAGGUGAAAGAUGAGGCCUUCAACCUGGCUCCUAUCAUUUCAUGCAUGCUGCCUCAUUGUGCCUCCUGGAGCUCAUGCAGUACUGGAAACAGUGUUUGUGCCAGUCCACCUGGUCCUGGGUGGAUUUAAAUCUGUCCUAUGCUCCGUUUCAGUGCCCCUACUCCUUGGCUGAAUGCCAAAGCUUUGGUGCCUUUAAUGAUCACAGUGGUGUUUGUCUUGCCCUGAGGCGCGUUACUUCCUGAUGCCCCAUAAUGUACUGCUUCUGCAGAUUCCCAUCAGAUCCCAACCAGCUCACAACAGCCAGCCACAGGAGUGGAGAUGUCUGCCAAAGUCAAAGCACUCUCAAGCCCAUCUAGCUAACAACAUUUUGGAAGUACUUGUCCUCCUCUUUCCUGAUUCUCCCUGGUGCUCAGGGGCAUUUUUGGGGCAGGACUUCCAGCUGGACUCUGAGCAGGGAAGGCACACAGGGGAUUUCCGCUACAUUUUCUGACCUUAAAUGACUUGGUGAGCAGUCAGUUUGUAAAGUGAAAGCACAUGUCCUCUCUAAAGGGCUCGUGCCAGCUCCAUCUCUUACUGUUCGGAGCCUACAUGAGAAGCCCCGUUGCAUUGGCAGCUGCUUCCUUUCACAUCUGAUGUUACAGCUUGUCUCAUCCGCCUCCAAUAUUGGCUCUUUUUUGCAAUUGGAGACAGACAUGGGAUUCCUCCACUCCAGGUGCUGAAAGGCAUCACAAGUGCCUAGUGCUGCUGCACAGGCCUUUCCAGCUAGCAGUUACUCAAGGUUGAUCAGACAGUCGGUAUCCCUGCCUCUGAAUCGGUGAGUAACUCCAGAGUGAACAGGCUGACCUGAUGCAGACAUUUGGCUGUGGAAGCAGCAGGCUGAUGGGAGUGUUAAUAGUUCCAUGUUAGCAGAGUGAAGGAAAUCACCGAUAAAGAAUAACAGGCAAAGGGAACUGGGCUUGAGAACCAGCUGGGAACUCAAGGCCCUCUUCUGAAAGUGUGUUCAACCCCCUGCCUCUCUAGGCACAAGGUGGCACAGGGCACAGGUCAGCCUAGGGGCCGAGUGAGGCUGUCUGGUGACAUUGUUCCUGCCUGGACUGCCUGACAGAAGGGAGAGAGUUGCUGACAAGGGGAGGAGCUGGGAAAGCAAUAUUAGAUUUGUUAAUUAGCAGGUAUCCUGUGUAAACAGUGUUGCCAUGAACAAAAAGACACCUGGCUCUGCUAUUGAUCCCUGCCCAUAAAUGGUUCCCAGAGCCAGUGGCCUCUGCCCUGGUCUGAUGAUUCAGGGCAGACUCAAAUAUUUGGAGUCUUUCUAGACUGACCAGAUCCAGACAAAGUCUGAGUUGGGGAUUACUGUGUUUGCAUGCCGUACAAUCUCUUGCCCAUGCCCACAGGGGCUCUCAAACAACCUCCUUCCCUGAUGUGGCAUAAAUGGCACAAGUAACUGACUCUGGGGUUCUGCUGCCUGCAUUUAACUUAGCACUUUGUGAAAAAUUGGGUCCCUUUCAAAGGUGUUUCAAUGGAGCACCCACAAGUCGCUUAGUCUUGCCUGGAAGUCUUAGCUUAGAUCUUCUGUAUCAUACAAGACAGCAGGAAAGGUCAAUCCAUGGGGUGAGGAAGGAACGGAGCAAGGCGUUUCUUCCAAACGCUUCAUUAAUCCCACCCUGCCCAUACUAGUCUCGAAAGAAACAUUCUUUCCUGCUCUGGAACUGAGGGUGGACACAGAUGUGCCUUCUGUUGCCUUUGUGGUGCCAUGACAUUUUUUUAUGGCAGCACAAAAGCCAAGCUGUCAGAUGUCGGUGCCCCUUGUUGCAGCACAAAUGUGGCUUCGACAAAGGUACCAGUUUGUGUCGCUGUUUCAUGCCAGAUGUUUAUCAAGUGGGGGGUUCAGGUAGCCCGGAGCCAGCUGUGCUCUCCAGCUGCCCUGAUAGGUACUCUGGGGGCUUGAGGGGCCCAAUCCUGCACACCCCAGGAAUUUCUAUGUUGGAUCAGACUCCUUCAUCUCUGGGAGCUGCUGCCUGGCUUUCCCUUCUGUGACAUGGCCCUGGGGAUCCUGGGGAAAAGAGGGAAAAGCCAGACAUGUUUGCAGGGAUGGAGGAGUCCAGGCCUGCAUGGGAACUUCCUGGGUGUCCAGGACAGCCCCCUCAAGCCCUAAGAGAACACGCCACCCAUUGUCCUGCAGCAUGAAUAGGCAGAACAGUAGGCAAUGUGUUUCACCCACUGAAGUGGAUCUGCUGUACCAAGACAAGACCUAUGCCAGCACAGCUGAUCUCCUUCAUUUGGCAAUAUCUGUUUCUACCUUGAGUAUUUCCAUACUCAGGGUAUGGGCCUGCUGCUUAUAACCUUUCCAAGUAUGUGCUAGAUUACCAGGAUGGAGAUUGAAAGCCUGUUCCCUGCUGACAUUAGUGGAAACAGACCUUCAGGUGAAGCCCUAUGGAAACAAUUGCCUAAAUCUGCACGCUGUGCUCAGGGAAGUAUACCUCAGUAUGCAGCUGUCCUGGGAUGCACGGUGCUGCAGCAGCCAACUGCCAGUAAUCAGAGACACCACACAAACCUUUUCUAUGUCAGCAAGCACCUGCUGUGCCACAUGCCAGGUAUUGACCUGGCACAAGAUGCUGUUGAUAAUGUUUAUACUUGAAAAUAUUUUCUACACAGUUGAUCUUUUUUUGUUGCUGUAAUUAAUCUCUGAAAGAAACCCAUUGUGUGUGGGGGGAGCUGCACUAGCUGAGCUGUGGAUUUGUUGGCUCAAAUGCCUAUUGAAAGCAGAAGAAAAAUCACGUUUUGUGCAACUUUGACCUGAAAUGUUGUCUCCUAUCAGAGCUGCAUCUUGCUGUACUGUGUGCCAUGCUGUCUGCUUUGUGGAUGCUCCUGAGUCAAUAAAUAUUUGCAAUGA